AUGGAAGCUCAUAGACAACCCUUGAGGGAUAUUGGGACCAAUUCACCAACCGUCAAAAGACAAAAGCUAAGCAACAACGGUGCACAAUCCACAAAGCAUGAACUGCGUCAAGAAAUAGCUGCGAAUGAUCUUUCAGACUGGCAGAGGAGUUGGAGACGUAUAAUGAGAGAGUCGGUCAUUUACUUUGAUAGUAAUGAUAUUUCAACAGGUGAGUUCUCGUCAAUCAAGAAGAAAGAGAAGGAAAAAGCCAUCAAGCUUUUUACACAGGUCGGUGCCACAAUUCAGCAAUUUUUUGAUAAUAGAGUAACAAUUGUUGUUUCAAGACGCAGUAGAACUGACCUUCCUAGAAAUAUGCUUCAAUCUCCACAUCCUUUGAAGUUUUGGAAUUAUGAGAAAGUUUUCAGGUUUUUAAAGAAUCUAGGUGAAAUAACGUCACCGGUCCAGACUGCUCAGAAGAAUGCCAGACAUUUAUCAUCUCUAUUACAUGAUGAGAAACUACAUGGUCCAAAUGAUCGUGAUCCAAACGCCAAAAGAGAAGAUUUCAACUAUUUCAAACACCCUUUUUUUUACGUUUAUGAUUUACGUCAGGUAACUAGACCAGUUGCUGUUAGAGAAUGGAAAGUUAAAGAUACAAGUUCUAGCAAAACACCUUGGCCUCAUGUCUUCACAUCCACCUAUGGUAGAUCACCAUUUCUAGCUGAUCCAGCUGAUAUACAUUUACCUAGAAAAACGGAGCGUCGGAGAUUGAGAGACGAGCAAAACAAGAGAUAUAGAGAUAAGCUUCGUGUGGUUUAUAAUGACUUUGAUCCCCAAUUAAUUGAGUCUAAUCCAUUCUCUGAUGAUUCAGAUGUUGAAAGUGAUUCUACAUUAUGUGAGCGCGAAAGCACAUUGAAUAUGCCUCCACCUCUUCCAGAAAAUAGUCUUGUUUUAUCAAGGCAACCAUCAUUGAUUUCCAAUAAAUUCAUGGAAGCUACCAAAAGGGAUAAUUUUGAAAUACAGGCGUCAGGAUUUAAUGGAUCAACAAAUGUUUCUCAACAAUCCACAGAAGUGCAAACUAAAAAUGGUUUGGCACCAAUUGGUUCCUCAGUUGCUUCAAAACAAGUCAAUUCCUUAACUAAGAAAUUGAUUGUUAGAAAGCAGAAACUUUCAAAAACACAAGCUUCAAAGAAUAAACCAAAAGUUGCUGGUUAUUGUGAAAACUGCAGAAUACAUUUUGAUGAUUUUGAUGAACACAUUGAAAGCGGAAAACACAGAUCAUUUGCUACGGAGAAUUCCAAUUUCAGAGAUAUUGACGACCUAAUUGACAAACUUAAUGAUGACAUUGCAUUUAAAAGAUAG
Hansenula anomala is the source of this 1338-nucleotide messenger RNA. It is a transcript of the gene DBF4, whose product is annotated as protein serine/threonine kinase activating protein DBF4. Gene Ontology annotation, molecular function: nucleic acid binding; protein serine/threonine kinase activator activity; zinc ion binding. Gene Ontology annotation, cellular component: Dbf4-dependent protein kinase complex; nucleus. Lineage: Eukaryota; Fungi; Ascomycota; Saccharomycetes; Phaffomycetales; Wickerhamomycetaceae. Bases 1 to 1338 code for a protein of 445 amino acids. Gene Ontology annotation, biological process: positive regulation of nuclear cell cycle DNA replication; regulation of cell cycle phase transition. The transcript has a single exon. The record is from RefSeq and is a predicted model, not a curated record.